AUGGGAUUUAGAAAGCUCACAAACGAGCCAGAAGAUAUCACAAAUCAAUAUGCAAAUGAUCUGGAAGAGGUCGUGCCUUUAACCAACACCAUCAACAAAUCAUCAAAUGAGAAACCACAGCAAAAUAUCAUUGAUGAUGUGCCUGCUCAUUUGGAGCCGUAUCUUCAAACACAACCGACAUUUGGAUUAACAGACGAUCAGGUGCAUGAGAGAAUGCAACGAUUUGGUAGAAAUGAGUUGGCCGAAAAGAAGAGGAACAAAUUACUGCAUUUUCUAUCGUUUUUUACUGGCGCCAUUUCAUAUUUGAUGAUACUAUCGCUGAUAUUGACAGCGGUUACCUCAGAUUGGCUUGAUUUUGGAAUCAUUGCUGGCAUGCUGAUCAUCAAUGCAGUCAUUGGUUACGUCGAAGAAGCACGCGCAGAAUCAUCCAUUGCAUCACUCAAGAACAGCCUUGCAUUGCGUUGUAAAUGCUGGAGAAAUGGUCGAUUGAUUGAAGUGAAUUCUGCGGACAUUGUGGUGGGUGAUAUCAUUGUGCUGAGAUUGGGUGAUAUUGUACCAGCAGAUGCUCGUUUACUAGGCAUUGGCGCAUCAGGUGAAGCCAUUGAGACAGACAUUCAGAUCGACCAAAGUUCAUUGACAGGCGAAUCUUUACCAUCAAAAAAGAAGCCCGGAAGCGUUGUAUUUUCAUCCUGUGUCGUCAAACAAGGUCAACAGCAAGCCAUUGUCGUUCGCACUGGACCUGAUACGUUUAUCGGAAAGACCGCUAGUUUGAUCUCGGUGACAACAGGAUCUGGAAGAUUCCAAAAGGUGAUAAACUACAUUGGUAACUUUCUCAUCAUCAUCUCGGUGCUGCUCGUGCUCAUCAUCUUCAUCCAUGAACUGUUGGAGGAGAAGGUGGCUACUGGCGCAGUGACACAGGGCCAAGUGUUAUCGGCAUUGAACCAGAUGGUGGUAUUGACAAUUGCAGCUAUUCCGGUCGGCUUACCUACCGUCAUGUCUGUCACCAUGGCCAUCGGCGCUAAACAGCUAGCCAAGAAACAAGUGAUUGUCAAGAGAUUAACUGCUGUUGAGGAAUUCGCAUCUGUGUCCAUUCUUUGCAGCGAUAAAACAGGCACACUCACCAAAAACGAACUCACAUUUGACAAGCCCUACUUGUCUGGCUCUUACGAUAAAAACGACAUUUUGCUCUACUCUUACUUGGCUGCCGAAGUAGCCACAGAUGAUCCGAUUGAAUUCGCUGUACGCACAGCCGCUGAAAAGCACCAUCCGCAAGUGAACAACGAUGGCAGCCACUCUGUACAAGGUUACAAGGUGGUAUCUUUCAAGCCCUUUAAUCCCUCCGACAAGACCGCUGAGGCUACUGUGCAGGAACUAGCAACGGAUUCCAAAUUUCGUGUAGCCAAAGGUGCUCCUCAAGUGAUUCUGAGCCUGGUGGGUGGUAACAAGCAGGCUGAGGAAACAGUGGAAGCUUUUGCUGCUCGAGGACUCCGCUCCUUGGGCGUCGCAAGAACUGUGAAAGGCAUGGAUCAAUGGGAGUUGGUGGGCUUGCUUAGUUUGAUUGAUCCUCCCAGAGACGACUCUGCAGAGACUUUGGCUGAAUGCAACCAAUACGGUAUUACUGUCAAGAUGAUUACCGGUGAUCAAGGUGUUAUUGCCAAAGAAGUGGCUGGGAGAUUAGGCAUGGGAAAGAACAUUUUGGACGUAGACGAGCUUGUGGAUCCUACAAAAUCAGAGCAAGAGCUGUCGGAUGCUGUCUUGUUUUCUGAUGGUUUCUCCCGCGUGGUUCCUGAGCACAAAUACAGAGUGGUGGAACUGCUACAAGAAAGAGGCUACUUUGUUGCCAUGACGGGUGAUGGUGUCAACGAUGCACCAGCAUUGAAAAAGGCCAAUGUGGGUAUUGCUGUAGCAGGAGCGACUGAUGCAGCUCGCUCAGCAUCCGACAUUGUCUUACUGGCGCCAGGUUUGUCUGCUAUCAUCGAUGGUAUCAAAGUAUCAAGAAUCAUCUUCCAACGUCUUCAGUCCUACGCCCUGUACCGCAUCACAUCGACCAUUCACUUUCUCAUCUUCUUCUUUGUCAUCACACUCGCUGAAGACUGGAAGAUGCCACCUGUAUUCCUCAUCUUGAUUUCGUUGCUGAACGAUGCAGCCACAUUGAUCAUGGCAGUUGACAGCGUUAGCAUCUCCCACUCACCCAAUAUGUGGCGUCUUCGUCUGCUGCUUGUGCUUUCUUGUGUUCUCGCAAUUGUCUUGUCAGGAUUCUCUUUUGCACACUUUUACAUCUUCCGUGAUGUAUUGCAUGCUACUCCUGGAGAACUCUCUUCCAUCAUGUAUCUUCAUAUCUCUUCUGCCCCUCAUUUCGUCAUCUUCUCAACUCGUACAAACUCUUUCUGGUGGACUAGUAUGCCAUCGCUUGUGUUUACUGCUAUCGUACUGGGUACACAAGUCAUUGCAUUAGUGUUAUCUGUAUACGGUGCCUUUGGAGCAGAUCCCAACAUUACCAGCAUAGGCUGGGCUCGUGGUAUGAUCAUCAUAGCCAUCUCGCUCGGUACCUUUUUCAUUAUCGAUGUCAUCAAGGUGCUUACUAUCUUUAUUUGGGACAAAUUUGCCGACAAGUCUAGACAUGAGUUUGCAACGGUACCCGCCUUUGCUAAAAGCAAAAAGGAUACCAGCAAAGCAUCCAAAUUCAUCCAAAAGCAGCAUCAACAGCCAUCUCGAUUUGGCUAUGACAGAGCUCAAAGACGUGAAUCUGUAAGCUCAGUAAAGUCCUAUUAA
This is a messenger RNA of Mucor velutinosus, 2772 nucleotides long. RefSeq names its product vacuolar membrane-associated protein iml1 (gene IML1). The record is from RefSeq and is a predicted model, not a curated record. Gene Ontology annotation, molecular function: ATP hydrolysis activity; ATP binding; P-type proton-exporting transporter activity. Lineage: Eukaryota; Fungi; Mucoromycota; Mucoromycetes; Mucorales; Mucoraceae. The transcript has 5 exons. Gene Ontology annotation, biological process: proton export across plasma membrane; regulation of intracellular pH. Gene Ontology annotation, cellular component: plasma membrane. Bases 1 to 2772 code for a protein of 923 amino acids.